This is a messenger RNA of Fusarium redolens, 1696 nucleotides long. RefSeq lists its product as uncharacterized. Lineage: Eukaryota; Fungi; Ascomycota; Sordariomycetes; Hypocreales; Nectriaceae. The transcript has a single exon. Bases 94 to 1641 code for a protein of 515 amino acids. The record is from RefSeq and is a predicted model, not a curated record.
AGGCUUCGUAAUCCCCCUCUCCAGUCUAAACCUCACAUCAUUAACCAGAGGAGAAUCAGACUCAAUUUGACUGAGGCUUACUCUGAAUACGAGAUGACUGAGUCAGCUGAUCAGAACCGCGAAACUCUUGGCCUUCUCGGUCGCCUUCCCCUCGAGCUUCUGAACCAAGUCAUCUACACCCUGCCGAACGCCGAUAUCAAGAACCUCCGCCUGACAUGCUCGUAUCUGGGGACCGUUUCCCUUCCUCGCCUCAACCGCAUAUUUCUUUCCACAAACCCGCAUGACAUUGAAGUCUUCACCUCAAUUGCAGAUCAUGACAUCUUCCGAUUCAAAGUCACCGAGAUCAUUUACGAUGAUUCUCGCUUUGAUAGCUCUUAUGGCACGCCGCAUGAUGUGUACAUAGAGGGAGAUGAGGGAGACAUCGGCGACGUCACAGGAGUACCGGAUUGGUUCCGUAUGGUUUAUAGUUGGACCAUCUAUGACCUUGAUUCAGAGCAGGAGUAUCAGUAUGUACCCCAUGUCAAAGAAGCUUUCAAGACUCGUUGCACGCCAAUUGAAUCAUAUGCGGUCUAUGACAAGAUGUACCGCGAGCAAAAAAAAGUCAUUGCCUCGAACCGGGACGCCGACGCGCUGAGAUAUGGCCUUUCACGUUUUCCAAAUCUGAAAAGAGUCACUCUGAGUCCUGCUGCUCAAGGAAUCCUUGGAAGACCAUUGUAUCCGACACCUACCGUAAGGUCUCUUCAAGAGGGCUUAAUACUCCCCCUGGCACGUGGUUGGCCUGUGACACAUUCGUUUGAGGAUUACCCUCUCAUGCCGUGGGAUGACAGAUCGAGACGAGAGUGGCGUGGAUUUUGUGUCGUCACGAAACAGAUCGCUCAACAUAUUCGGCAGAACCCGAUGUCUAGAUUUUCGGAGCUUGUUGUAGAAAACCGUCAACUUUGGACAGGAAUUAGCUGUCGUCUCUUUGACAACCCAGUCAGUGAUGAAUGUCGAGAUCUGGUCACCAUCCUGAGUCAUCCUCCACUGAAACGCUUUGAACUCGCACUUGCCUGCGGUAGUGAGGCCAGGGAAAACUGGCGUUCCUUUCGUUCAAAACUUCUUUUCAAGGCUCUAAGCAAAGCAAAGAAUUUGCAACACCUUCGUUUCUAUACUAGCAUUCCGCUUAUGAGCAGGAGAUGGCACGAAUUUGUGGAAGACGAACAGGAUGGGAUGCCUCUGUGGAGCAUAUUCCCAGUCAACGAGUGGUCAAGUCUACGUCACUUUGCCCUUUCUCGCUCUUUCGUGAAACAGAGAGAUGUUAUGAGCUUCAUCUCUGCGCUCCCAUCGACACUCGAGUCGGUUGAGUUGAGUUUUCUCAGCUUUCUUCCGCGCGAGGGGAGUUACAGGAGUUUAUUACAAGAUAUGCGCAAUAACUUGGGAUUGAGAGAGAGACCGGCAGCCAAUCAGCCAAAGAUCAUUGUAUUUGUCGUUGACAGGGAUGAUACGAGAGAUGGCGUUGUUACAGACGUUAGUCGGGCUGUAGAGGACUUCCUUUAUCAUCAGGGACAAAAUCCAUUUGUAGAGGGGCAGACCAUGGAGGUCCUGGAGGGCAAAGGGAGACUGGUAGACGUUCUUAAUCCUAUGUAUGACGAGGAAAGCUAGUGUGACAGAGGUUCGCGUAAAUCUAGGAAUUACAACCCAUGGUCAAAGAAUAAAG